GUAGCUCCAUUCGCUCGUCGGACGUCGCCGCGUACGGAUGUGCUCUUAUCUGUUGUUUAUUACACGCGAGCGAUAGUGUAUCAUCUAAACGCGCGCGUUCAUACAUACACUUGUGGUGCUUCUACUUGUUCGAUUACUUUCCUUUUUCAAUACAUCGAGUUCAAAUCUUCUUUUAUUCGACGAUAAAAGAUACAAACGAACGACGAACGAACGAACGAACGUACGAACGAACGAACGAACGAACGAAAGAACGAACGUGACGGAAAGUCAAUGGUGUGUGUGAACCAGAGAGUUUAGUGUGACACAGUGCACGGAUAUGAAUUCUCGAGACGACCGCCAUGCAUCUCCUUCGCCAGCGAAGGAUCCUUCCUGGAGACACGGAUUGAUGCCACGGGAUCGUUUCUACGGUGAAGAGCCACUCGAUCGUCCUAACUUAUCGUCCUGUUCAACUCGAUGAAGAACGAUUGUCCAAGGAAAAAUACAACAGCUCACGACGGUGAGGGGGAUCUGUUUUCUUUCAACAAGAAAAAAUCAAAAUAAAGAAGUACCUAUAUAAUAUUACGACAAACUCGUUCGCGCGCCUUUUUUUUUUAAUUAACUUCUGUCACCUGCCUCGCCGAAGGGGAAAAAAUAGCUAAAUAGAGAAAAGAGAUAUAAAGACAGCGUGUGUUCUACGAGAAAAAAUAGUGCAUUACGAUAUCAAUGAUCUAAUAAGAUUAAAAAAUAGUGGGAAAGAAAAACCAAAACGAAUAACCCCAAUUUUUGACGGUUGUGAUUAAAUACGGAUCUUCUUCUAAUUACUUUGAAAUCAGGAAUAGAGAAAAAUAAAAAGAAAAUAAAACGUGACACGCAAGUGAUUGGACGCGAGAGGAAGAUAAGCGCCUCGUAAGUUUUCUCUUAAGCGAUUUUCUUCCCAAAGAAGAUUGUGUAGGAUCGACCAAAAAACCACGGCAUGCCGUGGUUAGAGUUAGUCCAAGAGAACCGGAAGAAGAGAACCGGUUUUCGUAUAGUCGGACCUCAGUAAGGUCCGCGAAGGGGUUAGCGGCGGGAGCAAGAUAAAAUAAUAAAACAAAAGUUCAAAAGAAAAAGGAAAACCGAAAGAAAGAGAGAGAGAGAGAGAGAGAGAGAAACAGAGAGACAGAGAGCAAGAGAGCGAGAGGUAGGGCCCAAAAGCUUUUGUUUUUCGUCGUGACAAGCUGUCGGUGGGCUCCUUGGGCCCACCUCUCAUCGGUCAAGCUGGCGAGCGCUCUAACCGCUGGUAUGAACCCCCACCACCCGGGCCACCCCGCAGCCUACCCCCACCACUCGUCUUUGUCAAGCAGUCCACACCAUACAGGGCCCGGUGGGCCUCACCACGGCUAUGGAGCGAAUGGUGGCGGCGGUGGAGGUGGUGGUGGCGGUGGUGGAGGCACCACAACAACCCCGGACCUCCCGAGUCCACAUUCACCACCCCAUGGAGUUUCCACGGACCCGGCUACUCCCUAUGGCUCUUUACAAGCUGGCCAAGGUAUGGGUGCCAAUGGACAUCAUCAUGGAGCCGGUAGUAUGAUGACCGACCAUCCGCACCAUCCGGGACAUCCUCAUCCCCAUCUACCAGGUCAUCCUGCUUACCCACCAGUCAAUCACAAUAACAACUGUACGCUUAAGCAAGAAGGCGGUCCAAGUGUACCAACGAGCACUCAGUUAUGCGCGGGUUGUGGCGGUCAGAUAGUCGAAAGAUGGCUGUUACUCGCGAUGGAUCGCUAUUGGCAUAAUGGCUGUUUGAAGUGCACAUACUGUAAUGCGACCCUAGCGGAACUCGGCCACUCUUGCUACACCAGAAGCGGCAUGAUCCUCUGUAAGACCGACUACAGAAGAAUAUUUGGCAGUAGUGGUGCCUGUGCAGGUUGCGGCAAUCCGAUACCUGCCAGUGAAAUGGUCAUGAGGACGGGUGGAUCCGUGUUUCAUCUAAAGUGCUUCACCUGCAGCAAAUGCGGUGGACAGCUUGUUUCGGGCGACAGGUACUAUCUAUUGUCCGGUUCACCGGUUUGUGAAACAGACUGGCACAAGAUACUGAAAUCAUCGAGCGUUGCUGCAGCGACUGCAGCAGCAGCAGCAGCAGGAAACGGUGGUGCACCGGUAAGGAAAGGUAAGGUCGGCCGGCCUCGAAGGAGCCGCGAAUGAGGCGGCAACCCGGUCGGUCGCCCGAAGAAGGUUCAACCCUCUCCGCAAGCGACGCCCGUUGUCGUACCAACGCAGGUCGACGUUGCGGACGUUGCUGUAGGAGGGGAUCCCUAUUCGCCGCCUCCGCCGGGUCAUCAGCACUACCAUCAUCAUCAUCACCACCAUCAUCACGAACACCAUCAGAUGAGCCUCGUGCAUCCGGGUUUGGCGGCUCAGCAAACGACGCACAUGCAACAGCCAUCCUCCGGCAGCUAUCAAGAGUGGCCGCCGUGGGCGCAGGAUCCUUGUGACUGAACAGACCCCUCCGACCUGGUGGUUGGUACUCUACCAGGCCCGUCUCCAGCAUGCGUCUCUCUCUCGAAGAUCACGUCCUUCUCUCUCGUUGUAAGAAAAUGUCGUCGACGUGCGUGAGAUGCGUGUUCGCAUCGGGAGAAGAAUGUGCGUUGUAAAGACGAUCGAAAAUCAACGUGUACGUAUAUAUAUAUAUAUAUACUGCGUUAUGGUUCGUUCGAUCGUCGCAAGUGCGUCGAAAAUUAAAUUCUACCGGCUGCUGGCUACACAAUGUUGCUUUUUCGUUCGGUCAUCGAAAAAAAGUAGAAACGCCAAACUUUUCGAGCACGCGUGGAGGACGAGUCGCCGUCGAUUUUUCUCUUCGCUCACGAAUCAACACGUCUGCUUUCUUGUCUUCUUUAUUCUCCUCCUUCAAUCGAUGUUCGAGACGUUACGUGUACGAGGCAAAAGGAUGAUGCUCAUCUUUCCUUUUCGAUCUAUGCUUUACAAGUUAUGUUCCUCCGAGAAAUCGAAACGCACAGAGCACAGCAGACGACGGAAAAUUCUCAAAGAAGGGAUGCACGAUGAACGUCAAUAAAGAAACUUGGGCGAUUCAAACGAGCGACGACCCAUUUCAAAUACCUCGACUCUUAGAAAAUUAUUUUUCUUUCAAAAUUAUCAGUCCUUUCGUCUCGCCGAGCAGCACGUUCCGUAAACUCGUUAAGCGUUCCUUGUUCCCGUGAUCGUUAAUGGUGUCUCUUGCUGCAAGGUGAAACCCCGUACCAACGUUAAGACUCUUAAACGAUUGAAACCGUCAUUUUAAUCUUCCUCGAUGGUUACUACGUUGUCUUGCUUCUCGUCAUUUCUUCUCUCUCUCUCCCUCUCUCUCUCUCCCUCUCUCUCUCUCCCUCUCUCUCUCUCUCUCUCACUGCCUCACCCUUUCCCUAUCUUUGUUCUCUGUCUCCCUUUCUACCUUUUUUCUUAUUUCUUUUACUCAUAAUAAUCGAACGGAACUAUAUUCGCGUUACGCGAAUAAAAUCUCUCUCAUUCGACGAAGAUUAUCGAUUUAAUUCAUUGAACGAGGAAUGCACGAGUGGUACACACUACAUUCAUAGUGGUUAUAUAAACGCGAAUUUCUCUCAAGAAGCAGAAGUACGUAUCUUCUGCACGUGGUGGUCACAUCGACGACAAGUAGGAACGCUUUCUUUUACAGCCAAUUGCUGCCUUCGAAUAACGGCUGUGAAUGUAGAAAGAUUGUAAAUGUAUGAUCCCCUUUCUUCCCCCGUGAAUGAAUCAUGUCAAAGUACUUGCGUGUAUGUGUGUUUCAGAAUAAAAAAGAAGGAGAGAAAGGAGAGAAAGGAGAGAGAGAGAGAGAGAGAGAGAAAGAAAAAGAAAGAAAGAGAAGGAAAAAGAAAAAUAAAAAGAUGGGGUCACGCAUGAAGCAAUUUGAAAUUUGCAUCAGCAUCGAUCUAUGACAUUUGUGCAAGCUUUCGUAUAUUUCUUCGAUCACUAUGUGACAAUGAGAUACAUUACGAAAAAAGAAAAAAAGAAAAUAAAUAAAUAAAAAAAAUAAAUAAAAAAGAAAAAAAAACACGAGAACAUCGUUUUUAUUUUCUAUCGGAGAGACGCGCGCACAUUUUCGAAACUCAAAUUGAACGACGAGGCGCAAGAAAUAAUAUGGGGAUGCACGCGACAUAAAGAAACUUUUUUUUUCAAGCGACAGGGUUACGAUCAUCCGCAAUAAAUGUAACAUAAAUGUAUAAUCUUAUAACACGUUGCGAUAUAAUCUAUAAACCGCACGUAGCCAAUGUCGUUUCUCGAAUGUUGGACAGGCUUUUAUCCCUUCCAAUUCUGUUUUACGUGAUGAACAGACGAGGGGAAAGAAAAGCUAAAGCGACACGCUGAUGACGAGCCAAUUCGAAGCUCUCGAUAUUGAAACUAAAGACACAAGUUUUUGAUGUAAACUGUACCAUAAAGGAAAGGAUAAGAGAAAAAAAAAUAAACACCUCGAUCGUUAUACGUUUACUCGUUCCGUUAUUAGCGAACUUUUGUCUCAAGAGCUCUGCGUACUUAAAACAAAAAAAUAUUAAGGGCUCGUAGGUAGGACUUUUGGAGAAAGCGACGCGGCAAUCUUUGGAGAGAAAGAGAGAGAGAGAGAGAGAGAGAGAGAGAGAGAGAGAGAGAGAGAGAGAAAGAGAUAAUUAAAUAAUUGUUCUGCGCGUUGAUCUAACGACCGAUUUUCAGACCAAGCAAUGCACUUUUUUUCUGUUAAAUAUGUCAUCGGUCGCUGGAUCUCAACUUUUAACUAUCCAACACUCAGCAAAUUGAUUCGUCAAAAGAGCGAGAGGGAGAGAGAGAGAGUGCGAGAAAAAAAUUGAGAGGAAGAAGUGCCGCGCCGAUGGAUCGUGUAAUUUAAUCUUGUACAUAGGGUACCAUUUUGUAUAUUGUUAAAAGUUUGUGUGAUAUAAAUGGUUAUGUAUUUACUAUUGACAAAAGAAUAAGCUGCGACGACGAGUCCACCGCGCGAAUCCAACGAACAAUCGUCCGCGCGAUGACGUGCCAUUGAUUUUUUGUUUUUAAUAUUAACAAACUACGUGCCUCACUACGAUUUAUAUUUUCUUUAUAUUUUACUUUUUCUUUCUCAAUCUUGUUCAAUGUAUUUCUUUUUUUUUUUUAGUUUUCUGAGAUCGCGAUUUAUCCAUUUGAAAUGUGUUAUUUCUUACUUUUGUUCAUUGUUUAAUGAAAUUCAACAUAUGUUCAACAUAUUGGCAGCUAUUUAAACGUCUCGCGGAUCGAUCGUCUGUUUCGCGCGCUUAUUUGACUCGUAGGUACGCGUUUAAAAAGACAGCAAUAAGAAAAGGUUCGAAAUGCGCCAGAAGGGUCGACAUUCCUCGAUUCCUGGAAUAAAUAAUGCUCGAACUGCAUCCUAGAAUUCUGCAAUAAAUAAUAAUUAUUAUUAUUAUAAUAAUAAAUAUGUGUUAUAUAUUUAUAUUAUAUAUAAUAUUUGCAUUAUGUAUAAUAUCAAUAAUAUAUGCAUUAUUAUAAUAAUAGUAUUUAUUGUCAUUUAAUAAUAGGCGGCAUUCUUGGAUUUCGAGGCAAUGUGUGUAAAUAUAAUGGAAACGGGGGACGCGCACCACAGUAUCUGAAGUUGUGACUUCGACGGGACACGUCCUCAGUUUUUCUUCGACGAACGCGCGCACAGAUCGGCGACGAUCUUUUGCGUUUAGUUAAUUUUGUUAUUUGAUUUAUCUCGAUUUUUUCUUAAAAACCGGGACCGGACAUCUUUAAUGCGGUUUCGCAAGCCUCUUGUAAAAUACUAUUACACGGAAAGACUCGGACACACAUACGAACACGUUUAUUAAUUAAUAAAAAUACAACUUUUUAGAAA
Messenger RNA from Polistes canadensis, 5821 nucleotides. Its product is annotated as thyroid receptor-interacting protein 6. Lineage: Eukaryota; Metazoa; Arthropoda; Insecta; Hymenoptera; Vespidae. The record is from RefSeq and is a predicted model, not a curated record. Bases 1261 to 2163 code for a protein of 300 amino acids. The transcript is spliced from 5 exons.